Cordyceps militaris CM01 is the source of this 2115-nucleotide messenger RNA. RefSeq names its product ankyrin repeat-containing protein, putative. NCBI's taxonomy places the organism in Eukaryota, Fungi, Ascomycota, Sordariomycetes, Hypocreales, Cordycipitaceae. Gene Ontology annotation, cellular component: cytoplasm. Gene Ontology annotation, molecular function: protein binding. The record is from RefSeq and is a predicted model, not a curated record. Bases 1 to 2115 code for a protein of 704 amino acids. The transcript has 2 exons.
AUGAACACCAAACCCAACCAGCUCGCCAAGACAGUCCACCUCUCCACGGGUGCCACCACCGCCAACCACCCCAAGCCCUGUCCCUGGUCCCGAUGCCCCGAUGCUAUCCUGCAGGCCGUCGCCGCCCGCCUGGCCAACAGGGCCGACAUUAGCCGGCUCGCGCGCGCCAGCCGCCAGUGCCACCGCGCCGCCAACCCCGUCCUCUACGCCUUCGACCUGCGCGACGACAACAGCCGCGCCUCGGCCCUGCUCUGGGCCUGCUGCCUGUCCAAGGCGGACACGGCGCGCAUGGCGCUGGCCGCCGGCGCGGACCCCAACGCCGAGUGGCCGCCCAGCCUGUGGCAGAUGCUGGAGAGGCACGCCCCCAGGUUCGAUCCCGCCCGGGGUGCGUCAACCAGGAAUGCGCUGUACGUUGUCGCUUCGCUCGGCGACGUGGACAUGGCGAGACUUUUAAUCGAGGCCGGCGGGGUAGACUUUAGUAAGCCCGUGCAGUAUCCCGCAGAGGCCGCGCGGGGUUGCGUCGGCCAGCCGGUGCGAUACGAAGACCCUCCCCUCUUCUCCGCCAUAUCCAUGGACUGCGCCGAGCUGCUUCACUUUUUCCUGCAGACAUACGGCGACGACGUCCGGGAUCUCUCCGGCAGCACAAUGCUCACCCGCGCGGUACGCGAGCAGCGUCCGGCGGCCCUCCGGACGAUACUGCGGAACGAAGACUGCUCCGACCCGCUCGGCGCCGGGGACGUCAACGGCCUCAUCCAGGCCGUCUACAAGGGCGACGCCGGGCUGGUGCGCCUCAUCCUCGCCAAGAGCCGGUCCGACCCCAACGUGAUCCGGCGCCGGCACGACGACAGCCGGUGCCACGGCGGGAUCCACGGGCAGACGCCGCUCGUGGUGGCCGUGUGCCACGGCCACGAGGACGUCGUGCGCGUGCUGUGCGCCGACCCGCGCGUCGACAUCAACCUCGCGGGGCCCAACCACCGCGCGCCCGUCUUCUACGCGCUGACGCAGCACCACUGGGGUCUCGUCGACGUGCUGCUCGGCCACGGCGCCGCCUACGACGCCGAGCUCGCGUUUGAGUUGGCCUGCCUCCACCGCCAGCGGGACUGGAUGGUGCGCCUGGUUCGCGCCACGACGUUUGACGAAACUCGCCUCGAGUACUGGUACAAGAUGGGUCGGUCGCUGCUGCGCGAGAGCGCCGCGCACUGGUCCGAGGUCGAGCUCGAGCUGGACAAGAAGAGGGCCGUCUUUGCCAAGAACUGGCGACGGGACACCGCACUUCCUUGGAUCCUGCUGGAGGCCGGAUCCAGGAUCGACUACGCGCCCUGCCCUGGAUUCCCGCCCAUCAUUGUCGCCGUGCUGUCGGGCAGGUGUCGAAUGACCAAAUUUCUCAUUGAGAAAGGGGCCAAACUAAAUGUCUGGACCCCGGAUGGGGACGGUCCGUUGGCUGCGGCAGUUUAUGUCAACAGUGCCGAGUGUGUUGAGGCGUUGCUUGCCGUUCUCGAAGACGCGGAUGAAAAAGACGCCAUCGAAGACAUUAAUGAAGAAGAGUCCAGUCGACCGACGGCCCUCAUACGUGCCGCCGGCGGCAACCACGAGGGCUUCGUACGCCGACUUCUUGGACGCGCCGAAGUCAAUCCAAACAGAAUGUGGAUUCGGGACGAAGGCCCAUGGCUCACGCCUCUCACGGUGGCUUGCAUCAUGGACUCCGUGGCGUGUGUUCAGCUUUUGUGUCAAGAUGGACGAACUGACCUCAAAAGGAUGGACUCGUAUACCGCAACCGCGCUGUUGACAGCUGUCCGAAAGGCAAGCUGGGAUGUUGCUUUUUACCUUCUCGGGCUGGAACGCUUGCGCCAGCAUAGGUGGCGUGAAGUCGGCGAGUUCCUCUUUAGUCUCAGCCCUGGCUACCGUUACGACGCUCGAGCAGUGGAAUUCGCCACGGAACUGAUUCGGAGGGUGCACAUGACAGACGAGAUUGCUACAAGCUGGAAGCAGAUAGCGACUGGAUCUGGAAAUCGCCACAUUGUCAAGCUUAUUGACUUGGAGCUGGCUCGAAAGCUAAUGAUACCGCCGUGCAGUGCAGAACGAUUCCAGCCACUGAUGCACAUGUACAAAGAGUAG